ACACGGAGCGACGCACGCCAAUCGUUCGACGAAAUGUCACUUCCGCUUGUGCACGCUUCGCUUCCCUGUCUCAGCUUCCAUCCCUCCCGCUCGCCCAUCAUCCGGAGCCACACCCAGUUCUUCCCUCGCUCAUCGCUUCCGCAUUCCUCGCUCCGAUCUCCUCCUCCUCCUUCUCCUCGGUUUCGUCGCCCGACCAUCAGAGCCGCAUCGGCCGCGCGGUCCGAGCUGAUGGCCGACGGCGCCAGCACCGGCAGCUCCUCCAGCCCGGCCAUGAAGCUCCUUUUCGUGGAGAUGGGCGUCGGCUACGAUCAGCACGGGCAGGACGUUACGGCGGCAGCGAUGAGGGCGUGCAGGGACGCGAUCUCGUCAAAUUCGAUCCCCGCUUUCCGCAGAGGGUCAAUACCUGGAGUCUCAUUUGAGCAGAUGAAGCUGCUGAUCAAGCUCGGAGUGCCUCAUUCCCUUCAGCAAUCCCUUGACAUUGAGAGAGUCAAGUCCGUCUUUCCUUAUGGAAGAAUUCUUGAUGUUGAAGUUGUGGAUGGUGGACUGAUAUGCUCAAGUGGUGUAUUAGUGGAAGAAAUGGGAGACAAGACAGAUGAGUGUUAUAUAGUGAAUGCUGCAGUUUAUGUUGGGUACUAGUAUCUCAGUCCUCAGUUCCUGGGCAGCGUUUGCAACAUAUCUCAGUUCCAGAACCGUAGCAGACUGCUCUCCAGAGGCUCCAUAGCUGAUCUUUUUUCUUGUUUUGCGUAGUGUGAGAUAUCGUUGUACUGCUCUGCCAUCUGUUUGCUAUGACAAACUCUUCAUAGGGCAUGUGGUGACUCUUGAAUGUGUAUUUCACAUUUUCAUCUCUUGUUUCUUUGAAUAAAAUUUUUGAUACAACUUUCUCUAUUUCUA
Molecule: messenger RNA, 891 nt
Organism: Eucalyptus grandis
Lineage: Eukaryota; Viridiplantae; Streptophyta; Magnoliopsida; Myrtales; Myrtaceae
Exons: 4
Coding region: 34-636 (200 amino acids)
Source: RefSeq, a predicted model, not a curated record